AUGAUCGUCUCCUGUCUGCUGAAGAGGGCUGGCGUAUGUCGAACACGGCUUGGAAACUUCGAUCAUGAAGAUAUCAUGAAAACGCGCAUAGGGCAUAAAGUUUACGAGCGACGUCAGGGGAAGUGGUUGGUGGUGCUGCGCCCCACUCCUGAUUUACACACGCUGGCCCUGCGCCACCGGACCCAAAUCAUAUAUCAUGCCGAUAUAUCGCUGAUUUUGAGCCUUCUGGAUGUACGCCCCGGCAAAACUAUCGUUGAAGCAGGAACUGGAUCUGGCUCUCUCUCAUAUUCUUUGGCCAUGGCGCUGCAAUCGGAGGGUCGUUUGUUCACCUAUGAGUUUCAUGAGCAACGGUGGCAAGAAGCCCGGCCAUCCACCGAGAUGUAUGCGCGGAUGGAUUCUGCCAACAGCGAGUGCAUGCAACAACAGCCUCGUCACUCGGCCCAACGGAAGAUUCUGCAACGGGAGACAACGAGGGGAAUUUGCCGGAGCCGCAUACCGCGGACGGCGUAUUUCUUGACCUGCCUUCCCCGUGGCUAG
Eimeria mitis is the source of this 537-nucleotide messenger RNA. RefSeq names its product tRNA (adenine-N(1)-)-methyltransferase catalytic subunit, putative. Gene Ontology annotation, biological process: tRNA methylation. The record is from RefSeq and is a predicted model, not a curated record. The coding region runs from base 1 to 537 and encodes 178 amino acids. The transcript is spliced from 5 exons. Lineage: Eukaryota; Apicomplexa; Conoidasida; Eucoccidiorida; Eimeriidae. Gene Ontology annotation, cellular component: nucleus; tRNA (m1A) methyltransferase complex.